This is a messenger RNA of Impatiens glandulifera, 2220 nucleotides long. RefSeq names its product protein decapping 5-like. The record is from RefSeq and is a predicted model, not a curated record. Gene Ontology annotation, cellular component: P-body. Bases 136 to 1926 code for a protein of 596 amino acids. Gene Ontology annotation, molecular function: mRNA binding. Gene Ontology annotation, biological process: cytoplasmic stress granule assembly; P-body assembly. The transcript is spliced from 8 exons. NCBI's taxonomy places the organism in Eukaryota, Viridiplantae, Streptophyta, Magnoliopsida, Ericales, Balsaminaceae.
ACUUCAGAUAAUCAGUGUAAUCGCCUUUUGCAGGUUGAAACCCUACAUCAUUUUUCAUCUGAAAUUGGAAUAGCAGACGCAAGAUUUUCAUUCUCGUUCUCGCCUAUACUUCCAUUUUUCUUUGUUGCUGCAGAUAUGGCGGCGGAGAUGUCUAGAUCUAGUUCAUCUGCCGAUACGUACAUCGGCAGUUUGAUUAGCUUAACGUCGAAGAGUGAAAUGAGAUACGAGGGCGUCUUGUACAAUAUCAACACUGACGAAUCAAGUAUAGGGCUUAGAAACGUCAGAUCAUUUGGGACUGAAGGCCGGAAGAAAGAUGGUCCUCAAGUUCCUCCUAUUGACAAAGUAUAUGAUUACAUACUGUUCAGAGGAAGUGAUAUAAAGGACUUACAAGUUAAAGCCUCCCCCACAGUGCAGCCUGCAUCUCCACCCUUAAACAAUGAUCCGGCUAUUAUUCAGUCACAUUAUUCUCGUCCUGAAUCCACAACUCCAAACUUGCCAUCCACCAUCAUUCCAUCUUUGACAGAUCUUAAUUCUCAUACUUCCCAAGGGUCAAGUUUUCAGAGUGGCUUGCCCUUGUACCAACCUGGGGGAAACCUUGGACAAUGGGGACCUCACCCCCCUCCUCCAAGUACGAGUGGUAAUGGAUUAGCUAUGCCAAUGUAUUGGCAAGGGUAUUAUGGUCCUUCCCCCAAUGGGCUACCAAAUUUGCAACAACAACCUUUGCUUCGUCCAGGCUUAUCGAUGCCUCCUUUGAUGCAGCAGCCAUUGCAGUAUCCUGCUGGAACAUCAAAUCUAGCUGUUCCAAACUCACAAGAAUAUACUCAUCCUCCUUCCCUUGUGCCUCCCAUAAUUGGUUCCCUUAAUUUAACUUCAUCUUUUCCAUCGACUUUGCCUCCAUUUCCCUCACUUACUUUAUCUCCAGAAACGUUACCCAGUACUAUACCUAAUAAAACUGUUAGUUCUCUGCCACCAGUAACCCUAAAUGCAAACCUGCUAGUUGUUCCUCCUUCGAGUGAGGAAGCAAAUGCUGUUUUACCGCCAAUUUCUAGUAAUAGGUCCAUAGCAACUUCUAGUUCAGAUUUUCCUUAUCAUAGUGUUUCUCAAUCUACAACAUCUAUUGGAUCUGCUAGCACAAGUCAGGUAGAAACGCAAGCUCCAGCUCCAAUACCGUCUCUUAUAACACCUGGUCAGUUUCUACAGUCUGAGCCUAUUGCAGUUUCUUCAGCUAAGUCUUUACAAGCAGCUCAUAAGGAUAUGGAGGCAGUUCUAGUUUCUUCACCAUCAUCAUCACAUGUACAGCCUGGUCCGGCUUCAACAGAAUCUCAACCACCAAUACUUCCAUUACCUGAACAACCUUCACGUGCAUUCCAAAAGUUCAAUGGGGCUCCUCACCAUAACAACCGCAGUAAUUACAGAGGCCGUGAAAGAGGAAGAGGACCAGGGAGUUCACGCCCGAUAACAAAAUUUACAGAGGAUUUUGAUUUUAUGGCAAUGAACGAGAAGUUCAACAAAGACGAAGUGUGGGGUCAUCUUGGGAAGCACAAUAAUAAAUCUCAUCACAAUGAAGGGGAUGAAAAUGGAAGUGAUGAGGAUGACUAUGAAGAUGUUGAACAUGAUUCUGAACUCAAAAAAUUUGAAAACAAUGCUGUCUACAACAAGGAUGACUUCUUUGAUUCCCUUUCUAGCAAUGCACUUGAUCGUGAAUCAAAUAAUGGAAGGUCGAGAUUCACUGAGCAAAUGAAGCUCGACACUGAGACUUUUGGGGAGUUCCCCCGAUAUCAUCGGGGUGGGCGUGGAUAUGGACGUGGUGGUGGUGGGAGAUCUCGAGGAGGUGGUUAUUACGGAAGGGGAGGUUAUGGAUACAAUGGAAGAGGAGGGCGCGGUCGAGGCAUUCAUAACCCGAACCCUAAUCCUAACCGAGGUUAAUGUUUUUGUUUUGUCUAUUUUGGUUUAUAAGUUUGAUCAGUCAAAGGACACUGUCUAUAAUGGUUGUGCUGAAAAUACACCUUUUAAAAUGAUCUAGAAAUAAAAAGACUUAGGAUUUGUAAUGCUCUUUUGAGAGGUGAUUUUUGUAUUUUGGAUAUAUCCCUUUAUAUUGAUAAACUGAUUUCAACUUUAAAUACGAAGAAAAGGUGUAACAAUUGAUUGUGUUUUGCGAUACAAUAUUGUCCUAGUUUAAGGGGAUAUUUGGUUUGAAGAGAAGUCUUUUAGUUGUUAAUU